CGCAGGUGGGGGCGGCAGCGAUGGCCGAGGGGGACCCCGCGGUGUUCACGGCCCGGGCGCUGCCCGCGGACCCGCGGCUGCUGCCCACGGUGACCAACGCGUACCUGGGCACCCGCGCCUUCCGCGACAUCCUGCACGUGGGCGGCGUGUACAGCGGGGCCGCGGGGGACACGCACCGCGCCGAUGUCCCCAGCCCCCUCGGCGUGCGGGUGGCGGUGCCCGGCACGGACAGCCCCGCCGAGAGCUUCGCCCUGAACACCCGGACAGGGACCUUCAGCCACACAAUUCAGUGCCCUGGUUACGUGGCCACCCAGCAGCUCUACGCCCACCACUCCCUGGUCCACCUGAUGGCCUUCAGCGUCACCAUCCGGCGCUUGGAUCGCUCCACACAGCCCGUCACCAUCCAGCUCCAGACCCCGUUCGUGCCACAGAGCCAGGACCUGGACCUGCUCCCAGGGCCGGACUUCCAGGGAGCACACUACGUCCACGGGCGGACGCUGGUCCCCGAGGUGGAGGGGGGGCCCCGUCCCACCGUUCACAUGCUCUGGACCCCCGUCCCGCCCUCCCUGACGCUGGGUGGGGAGGAGCAGGAGCGCUCCUGGGAGUUCCUGACGGCCGUGGCCGAGGGCGAGGAGGAGGCCAAGCGGAGCUACGGCGAGGGGCUGUCCCUGAUGGCCGCGGGGGCCCUGCUCCGCUCCCACACCCGCGCCUGGGCCGCGCUGCGCCGGCGCUGCUCCGUGGAGCUGGACGGGCCCCUGGCCCUGCAGCAGGCCCUGCACGGCUGCCUCUACUACCUGCUGAGUGCCCUCCCGCCCCGGGGCAGCCCGGGAUUCCUCUUCCAUGGCAUCAGCCCUGGCGGCUUGUCCAAUGGAACCCGGGGUGAGGACUACUGGGGACACAUCUUCUGGGACCAGGACACCUGGAUGUUCCCCAACAUCCUGCUGCUUUACCCUGAAGCCGCCCGGGCCAUCCUGGAGUACCGGAUCCGCACGCUGGCGGGGGCCGUGCGCAACGCGCGGGAACAAGGCUACGAGGGCGCCAAGUUCCCGUGGGAGAGCGCAGCCACCGGCCGCGAGGUGUGCCCCGAGGAGAUCUAUGGGGCCCAGGAGAUCCACGUCACCGGGGACGUCCUGGUGGCCUUCGAGCAGUAUUACUGCACCACGCAGGACCAGAAGCUGUUCCGGGAGGAUGGGGGCUGGGAGCUGGUGGAAGCCGUAGCUCAGUACUGGUGCAGCAGGAUGGUGUGGAGCAAGGAGGAGCAGCUCUACCACAUCAGAGGUGUCAUGCCCCCAGACGAGUAUCACCACCAGGUCGAUAACUCCGCUUACACCAACGCCGUGGCCCGGCGCAGCCUAAACUUUGCUGCUGAAGUUGCUCGGGACCUGCUGCUCCCAGUGCCAGAGGAGUGGGAGGACCGUGCCAGGAAAAUCAAAGUGCCGUUUGAUGCAGAGAGGAAAUAUCACCCUGAGUACGAUGGCUACAGCCCAGGUGAGCCAGUGAAACAAGCUGACGUGGUCCUGCUCGGCUUCCCUCUGAUGCACCCCAUGAGCGCCGAGGUCCGGAGGAACGACCUGGAGAUGUACGAGCCCGUCACCGACCCGGCCGGGCCAGCCAUGACCUGGAGCAUGUUUGCCGUGGGCUGGCUGGAGCUGAAGGAGGUGCAGAGAGCCCAGAGCCAACUGCACAAGUGCUUCAGCAACAUCACAGAGCCCUUCAAGGUCUGGGUGGAGAACUCGGAUGGUUCGGGAGCUGUGAACUUCCUGACAGGGAUGGGUGGAUUUCUGCAAGCCAUCCUCUUCGGCUACACGGGGUUCAGGAUCUCGAGGUCCGGCCUCCGCUUCGAUCCUGCCUUUCCCCACGACAUCACCGAGCUGAAGCUCUCUGGCAUCUCCUACUUGGGCAACAAACUGGAUUUCGCCAUCACCGCAGCAGAGAUCUGUAUGGAAGUGACUGAGACCUCCCAGGACCCUCUGGCAUCUCCCCUGGAGGCAGUGCUGGAGUCGGGGCACCGCUUUCCCCUGCGGGAGGGGCAGAGUGUCUCCUUCCCCAUGGCACCCGGCUGGAUCCAGAGGUCACCCACCAGGACCCCCUAAACCUUGGCUGGUCCAGGUUUUGCCCGCGGGAGCAGCGGAUCUGGGAUGUUGGCAAAGGGGGAAGGUAACGGUGGGCAGAGGGGGGGGCCCAGGCUGUGCCAUGAGCCCUUGGCCCCCCAGGACUGAGUGUGCCACCUGUCCUUGUGUUCCCGAGGAGGGAGGGCUGUCCACAGAGCUGUGACCAUGGCAGGGGGUCAACACGUCUGUUCUGGGGGCACUGAGCCCCAGAAUCCCCUUCACGCACCUCCUGCGUCUCUCACUCAGCACAGGAGGCGAAAUCAAGCCUGAAAAUGACCAUUCCAAAUGAAUUUUCUAAACACUCA
This is a messenger RNA of Pipra filicauda (Wire-tailed manakin), 2416 nucleotides long. RefSeq names its product protein-glucosylgalactosylhydroxylysine glucosidase (gene PGGHG). Gene Ontology annotation, molecular function: catalytic activity. Gene Ontology annotation, biological process: carbohydrate metabolic process. The transcript has 13 exons. Lineage: Eukaryota; Metazoa; Chordata; Aves; Passeriformes; Pipridae. The record is from RefSeq and is a predicted model, not a curated record. Bases 21 to 2093 code for a protein of 690 amino acids.